Molecule: messenger RNA, 4692 nt
Organism: Trematomus bernacchii (emerald rockcod)
Lineage: Eukaryota; Metazoa; Chordata; Actinopteri; Perciformes; Nototheniidae
Gene: baiap3
Product: BAI1 associated protein 3
Exons: 34
Coding region: 193-3720 (1175 amino acids)
Source: RefSeq, a predicted model, not a curated record
CGAAGGACUAAAAUGGGCUUUUGUCUGUCGUCUAUUCCAAGAAAAAUAUCCAAACGUUGUUUUCACCGAAGUUGAUUUCUCCUCAGAAGAAAACAGCUUCCAGCUGCAGUGAUCUCAGCAACUCUGACACACGCAGCCGCAAAAAAAAAACAUUUGACACUGGAAAACUGUCAGGAGACACAGUGAGAGACCAUGACGACGCUGCUGGACCUGAAGAGCAGUGUGCUGAGGCAGGUGCAGAGGAGCCAGUCUCUGAGGGGCCGCAGGGAGCCGACCCCCACCCCCAGCAGCCCCCUCACACACUGCCCCGACCCAUUGCCCCGCAGGAUUUCCGAGGAGAGCGUGGAAUUCUUUGAGCGUGUGAAUGCCAUCCUUCAGAAGCAGGAGAACAUGCUGCGGGCCGCCCAGGCUGAGGGUCAGAAAGGGGCCUGCACCGUGCCCCCCCCGCAGGAGCAUGUGGACCAGGCCUUUAUCCCCGACAGAAUCAGGAGAACGGAGCUGGACCUGCUUUAUGAGGAAGCUGUUUACACGGUGGUCAACAGGGUGGGAGUGCCAUCGCCUGAACACGUGAUCACUGAUGAGGAGCUGUUUGCUUACCUGAUGAAGGUGUUUGAUAUGGGCGAAGAAGAACAUGAUAUUAUUCUCCAAAAAGUUCAAGAAGCCAAGCGAGCCAGUUUUUCUUUGAGAGUGUCUGUUGUGAAGGCAAAGAGUCUGAUGGCCAAGGACGCAAAUGGGUACAGCGACCCCUACUGCAUGCUGGGAAUCCUGCUGGGCCAGAGCCCGAGGGAGACGGAGGAGAAGAAGGAGAGGAAGUUCAGCUUCAGGAAGAAAAAGGACAAGCUGGAGAAACGCUCCAGCACCAAGGAGGUGUUACCGACCGCCUGCAUCCAGGUGACGGAGGUCAAAGCGGAGACUCUGAACCCGGUGUGGGACGAGCACUUCCUGUUUGAAAUAGAUGAUGUCCACAAUGACCUCUUACAUCUUGACAUAUGGGAUCACGACGAUGAUGUGUCUGUUGCUGAGGCCUGCAAAAAGCUCAAUGAAGUCAGUGGACUUCGAGGAAUGGGCAGGUAUUUUAAGCAGAUAGCAAAGUCAGUGCGCUCCAAUGGAUCUGCAUCUUCAGGCUCCGAGGACAACGCCGAUGACUUCCUCGGAUGCAUCAACAUCCCUCUGAAUGAGAUCCCAAUCGUGGGCUAUGACACCUGGUUUAAGCUGGAGCCUCGAUCGAGCACGUCUAAAGUUCAGGGAGAAUGUCACCUGAUUCUGAAGCUGUUCACCAGUCAGAGGGACACAGCUUUGUCUAAGAAAGACUCAAAUGUCUCCAUUCACAAGAAACUGCUGAGUCAGAUCGUGGAGUAUGAGCAUGCACAUGUUAAGAGAGAGCCGUACAAUUGGAACGGGCAUGUCUGUCCUCCAGCAUGGACCGUGCUGACUCACCAUGCUGUGCAAACUGAUCUCUCCCCCCUGCAGCAGGCCAUUAUUCGCUGGCAGUGCUACAGCAGCCACCAUCGGACGCAGAGGGUGUGCUACUCCCUGCUGCUGCGCCUCCUGAGGACCAUCGAUGCCGAGUGGGACCCCGUCACUGUGAGGGGAGACCUGGAGCGGCAGCUGUCAGACAGCUUCAGGCUGUACACUGAGCACUGCCUGUGCCUGAUGAAGAACAUGCGGCAGGUUUUCCCCUGCACCAGCGCCGCUGCCAUCACACGCUACGAGCUCAUGCUGAGGGGGAUUGGCUACAUGCAGAACAUGCAGGCGUUUAAAACUGUGUGUCCUCUUCGUAAUGAUCUGCAAUUGGACAUCACCACCGCUGCCAAGAAAGGGACCGUGGAGUGGUACGAGAGCAUAAUUGCGCGAUAUAAGCCAGAGGAUGGGACUCUGGAGGAGCAGCUGAAGAAGCUGGUGCAGGUGGUCGAUGCCGCGUGUGCGGACGUGCAGAGGAGCCAGAACAUUUACAACACACUGUUCUCCAGUGCGGUGAAAGUAGAUUUCUUCAGCAUUUCAUACAGGCAGCUGGAGAAACAGGUUGCCGAUGAUGUGAACGUAGCGAUGGAGCGUGUCUGUGGUACUCUGGAGCAGGAGAGCUCCAGACUGACGCAGACAAUGGGAGAGACCAUCUUUGAGCUCUUCAUGUCCUUGAAAAUCCUCAAAGGCUUUCGGGAGUUUCUGCCUCUCAAGGAUGCUAAAAUGUUGGCCUUGACAGGCUUUCAUAACUGGUUCAAGUCCUCCAUUCAUAAGUGGCUGCAGAUCAUCCAUGACCGAUCUUGUGACAGAAUUCGUAAAGCAGUGGAAAUGGACAAGCUCGAGCCGCUGCUGCAGGCCAAACACAGCUCCUCAGCAGUGGAGGUGACCACAUGCUUCAGCCAGGUACGACAGAUCUGGCUCCAGCUGGCCUGGCCAGACUCUGCGGGGGCCUUCAUCUUCGUCACGCGUUUGACAGAUAAUUUCUGCAGCGAGGCUGUGUGCUACUCCGAGAUGAUGACACGCAAGGUGGAGAGGAACCAGCAGGGCCGAGACUAUAAGAGCUUCACCGUGCAGCUCUGCGUGGCGCUGAACAACACGGAGCACGUGCGGGUCUUCCUGGCUCACCUGCCCCGGGACCUGGACUGGCAGGGGGUGGAGCGGGCCAUGGAGGAGUCCUGUGGGGUGGAGGGGAAGGAGCAGGUCUACAAGGCUCUCAAUGGGCAGCUGUUCAACAUGGACCUGGACCUGCAGAGGGAGGCCAAGCGUCUCAUCACGCUGCUCACAGACAAGAUGCUGCCUGAGCUGCGGAGGUACAUCCAGCACAUCAGCCUAUCACCAGACUCCAUCAACAAUGACGACGCUGUGUCCCCUCUUAUGAAGUACUUACAAGACACUAUGGUCAUCCUCACUGAAAACCUUGUAAAGGAGAAUCUGACUAGAGUUCUCCAAAGCCUGUGGGAACUCCUCCUGAGGAUGAUCCUGGACGCGGUGGCAGAAAACAGAGGCAUUCAGGUGGAGUUCUACAACCGCUUCCAGUACACAGUGGAGACCCUGUUGCAGUUCAUGCAUGUCAAGGGAGAGGGUCUUACACUGGACGACAUGAAGAGUGGAGAAUACAAGGCCCUGGAUGAGGAGCUUAAGAUGAAUAAAUGUUCCUCCUUUGAGCUGAUUGAACAGUACUAUCUGGAGAAGAUUUCCCUACAGAAAACACUUAAACAUACCCGUUUUGGUCGGAUCAGUGUGAAGUGUUACUAUGACGCUCCGGAGCAGAGACUGACGGUGGAGAUGCUGCACGCUGCGGAUAUUAUUGCACUAGAUGCUAACGGUCUGAGUGACCCAUUUGUCAUAGUGGAGGUCUGUCCUCACCACCUGUUCCCUAUGGCCAAGAGUCAGCGCACGCAAGUGAAACUGAAGACCCUGCACCCAGUAUUCGACGAACUGUUUUACUUUCACGUCAGUCCGGAACAGUACAGACACAGGUUUGCCUGUUUGACGUUCACCGUGAUGGACUACGACUGGCUUUCCACCAACGAUUUCGCCGGAGAAGCCGUGGCUCCUCUCAGCGACUUCUGCUGGCCGGGGAGACCAAACGCUUCAGCCGCCGGCAAGAGCGUCCAGCCUGCCAUUCUCCAUCUGUCUCGCAGUAAACCCAGCGAAAAGCCAAUCAUGAGGAUGCUGGACGCUCGCAUCGGAGACAGGGAGGCUCAGGAGUUUGUCCGCAGGCUGAAGGAGAUUGAGAAGUCAAUGGAGGAGGAGUAAGAGCUGUCAGCCAGUGCUGCCUGUGUUGGUGUUUUCUGACCACGUCUUGCGACAAUGUGCUUUUGUACUGGUACGAUGUUUACGAUAUUUACCAUUUUUUCCAAUGUUAUCGUUUGUUCAGUAAUUAUACCAAAAUGAAAAGAGAAAAAAAGGGAAAUCAGUGAAGCCUAUCGCUGUGUUUCUCACUGGGAGAUGAACAUCCUGUCACUGUGCAACCUUAUGCUGUCUCACUUAGAAUUCAAUGGAUAGUUGAUACUAAACGUUACUAGUCUAUAUUUUUUUGUAUUGAGGUAAUCGUUAUCUUGUCGUAGGAUCUUUGAUAUGAUAGAUUUAACAUUUCAGAACUAUUUUGUGGGAGUAGCUUAUGUAUCCUAUAGUAUUUAAAGUCUAAAUCUAUACCUCAGAUAUGCACAUUAGUUGCAGGGGAGUUUAAUAGAGACUUUUAAUCCUCCAUGGAAAUUGUGAAGAUCAAUGGCAUAAAAGCCUAUUUAGGAUGUGAAAGCUUGAAGCCACAUCAAUUUUCCUGAUCAAACUGUGGCUUACUAAGAAACAGCUAUGAAUAAAGAUAUCUCUGUCAUGAGGGAAAUCAUGACGACACAUGAAAGCUUUGGGGGAUUGCCCUUUGUGAGAGUUGGUGUUGUAAGGUCCAGCAGCAUGGGGCAUAACUGUCCCCUCAGGCACUCAAGUUUAUUCCACUUUUCAGAUUGCUCUUGACAAAACGAAUUGUCGUAUGUGAAGAGGCCAAAAAACAAUUAUCUUAACUUAGAUUUGUCUUGCUGUCUUUCACCAGUGAGAUAACGUACCUGGAUUAAGUUAUGUGAUGUGUGUGAUCGCAACACUGCGCUAAUCUAAGUUGUACAAAUCAGCACAUUGACAGAAACCAAUUCAUCUGUCAUUUGAACAAUGAUCAGGUUCAUUAAAAGAAUUGGUAUCCCAAUGAGGAAGUCACUUAUCAAAUCAAAUCAAAUCAAG